Cinclus cinclus is the source of this 3112-nucleotide messenger RNA. It is a transcript of the gene NCSTN, whose product is annotated as nicastrin. Lineage: Eukaryota; Metazoa; Chordata; Aves; Passeriformes; Cinclidae. The transcript has 11 exons. Gene Ontology annotation, cellular component: membrane. Gene Ontology annotation, biological process: Notch receptor processing; protein processing. The annotation marks the transcript as partial. The record is from RefSeq and is a predicted model, not a curated record.
CCAGAGAUCGUGUGUGACCCACUGCUGGAUUACAACAUCUGGAGCUCCCUGCACUCCAUCAACUCCUCGGGGAAGGUGGAGCCCGAGCAGAGGCUCAUCCUGGCGGCCACACGAGUGGACAGCCACUCGUUUUUCUGGAACGUGGCCCCCGGGGCCGAGGCCGCCGUCGGUUCCUUCGUGGUUCUGCUCGCGGCCGCCCAGGCCCUGCAGGAGGCCCCAGGAUCCCGGGAUCUGCCCCGGAACGUCCUGUUCAUCUUCUUCCAGGGGGAGACCUUCGAUUACAUCGGCAGCUCCCGGCUGGUUUUUGACAUGGAGCAGGAGAAAUUCCCGCUGCGCCUGGAGAACGUCGGAGCCUUCUUGGAGCUGGGCCAGGUUUCUCUCAGGAACGACUCCGUGCUCUGGAUGCACACGGAUCCAAUUUCCCGCCGGAACGAAUCCAUAGAAUCCCAGGUGCAGAAUCUCCUGGAAGUUCUCCGCAGCUCCGGCUCCGGCUCCGGCGUUUCCCUGCAGGAGCCAGGGAAUUCCCAGCCCCUCCCCCCCUCGUCAUUCCAGAGGUUCCUGAGAUCCCGGAAUAUCCCGGGGGUGGUGCUGAGCGACCACCGCACGGCGUUCCGCAACAGGUAUUUCCAGAGCAUCUACGACACGGCCGAGAACAUCGGGAUGCGUUAUCCCGAGGGAUUGACUCCGGAGGAGCAGCUGGAAUUCGUCACCGACACCGCCGAGGCGCUGUCCCAGGUGGGGACGCUGCUGGCCCGGGCUCUGUUCUCACUGGCCGGGGGAACCGGCGGCACCGAGAGCAUCCGAGCGGAUCCCAAAACGGUCACCCGACUGCUCUACGGAUUCCUGAUCAACUCCAACAAUUCCUGGUUCCAGUCCCUCAUCAAACCCGACCAGAAGGGAAUCCUGGGCCCUUUUCCCCAGCACUACGUGGCCGUGUCCAGCCCCACCAACACCACCCAGCUGCUCCAGGCCGUGCUGGGAAACCUGACCGGGACCAGGAUGAACCUGAGCCGGGAGCAGUGCCAGGAUCCCGGGAAAACGGCGGGAUUGCAGCCAGAGCUCUACGAGUACUGGUGGGUGCAGGGUCCCCUGGAGCCCAACUCCAGCUCCAGGGUUCCGGGCUGUGUCCGUUCCCGUGUCCGUCUGUCCCCGGCGCUGUCCCCGGCCUUCGAGCUGCGCCGCUGGGAUUCCCGGGAAUUCUCCACCUGGACCGAGAGCCGCUGGAAGGACAUCAGGGCACGGAUCUUCCUGGUGGCCAGCAGGGAGCUGGAGCUGCUGACGCUGUCCCUGGGGGUUCUGGUGCUGCUCCUGUCCCUGCUCUGCACCUUCACCCCUGAGAUCCCAAACCCCCAAAUUCCCAAACCCCAGGGAUCCCAAAUCCACAAUCCCCAGUUCCCAAACUCCCAAACCCAGAAUUCCCCAAUCCAGAAUUCCCAAAAUUCCCCAAUUCCAGCUGCUGACGCUGUCCCUGGGGGUUCUGGUGCUGCUCCUGUCCCUGCUCUGCACUUUCCUCAUCAACUCCAAGGCCUCGCUGCUCUUCGGGAUCCCGGCCCCGCCCGGAUCCCCUGGAUACUGAAAAUCCGGGAAAACCCCACGGAACGGUCCUGGGAAAUCUGGGAAUCCCUCCCCUGGAUACUGAAAAUCCGGGAAAACCCCACGGAACGGGCCUGGGAAAUCUGGGAAUCCCUCCCCUGGAUACUGAAAAUCCGGGAAAACCCCACGGAAUGGGCCUGGGAAAUCUGGGAAUCCCUCCCCUGGAUACUGAAAAUCUGGGAAAACCCCAUGGAACGGUCCUGGGAAAUCUGGGAAUCCCUCCCCUGGAUACUGAAAAUCUGGGAAAAACCCACGGAACGGGCCUGGGAAAUCUGGGAAUCCCUCCCCUGGAUACUGAAAAUCUGGGAAAACCCCAUGGAACGGUCCUGGGAAAUCUGGGAAUCCCUCCCCUGGAUACUGAAAAUCUGGGAAAAACCCACGGAACGGGCCUGGGAAAUCUGGGAAUCCCUCCCCUGGAUACUGAAAAUCCGGGAAAAAACCCACGGAACGGGCCUGAGAAAUCAGGGAAUCCCUCCCCUGGAUACUGAAAAUCCGGGAAAAACCCACGGAACAGUCCUGGGAAAUCUGGGAAUCCCUCCCCUGGAUACUGAAAAUCCGGGAAAACCCCAUGGAACGGACCUGGGAAAUCUGGGAAUCCCUCCCCUGGAUACUGAAAAUCCGGGGAAAACCCCACGGAACGGUCCUGGGAAAUCUGGGAAUCCCUCCCCUGGAUACUGAAAAUCCGGGAAAACCCCACGGAACAGUCCUGGGAAAUCUGGGAAUCCCUCCCCUGGAUACUGAAAAUCCGGGAAAAAACCCACGGAAUGGACCUGGGAAAGCUCCCAGGAAAUGGGACUGGAAGGGAAAUUCCUGGAAUUCUGGAUUGGAUUCAGUGCCCUGGGUGGGAAAUUUCCAAAAUUCCUGUUUGGAUCCGAUGCCCUGAGUGAAAAAUUCCCGGAAUUCUGGGUUGGAUUCAGUGCCCUCAGUGGAAAAUUCCCAGAAUUCCCAGUUCCCUGAGUGACAAAUUCAUGGAAUUUCUGGAUAGAUCCAGUGCCCUGAGUGGCAAAUUCCCAAAAUUUUCCCGGAAUUCCCGGUUGGAUCCAUCUUUUUUUUUCCCAGGGUGGAGCUUUUCCCAAAAUUUGGAUGAAGGAAAGAUAAAGGUUUUUUUUUUUUUUUUUUUUUGUUUUGUUUUGUUUUGGUUUUUGGGGUUUUUUUUUUUUUUGGGAAUUUUGAGAAAUUCCAGGGGGUCUUGGAAUGUCCUGAUGGAAAAAGUAUCUCUUCUUUUUUUUUUUUUUUUUUUUCCUCUGGGGAUUUGUAAAUAUUAUAAAUAAAUCCAUGGAAUUCCCAAGGAACUGUUUUUGAUUUCCAGGUUUUUUUCCUUGUUGGAGCCGCAAAAAAAAAAAAAAAAAAAAAAAAAAAAAGGAAAAACUCUGGGAAUUGGGCGGAGUUUGGGAUUUGAGAAAAAUCGGGAUUUGACGGGGAAAAAUGGGAAAAUCAGGGAAAAAUGGGAAGAAAGAACCAGGAAGAAAAAAAAAAACGGGAAAAGCCGUGAAAAAGUGGGAAAAGUGGGAAAAACGGG